This is a messenger RNA of Eutrema salsugineum, 3156 nucleotides long. RefSeq names its product ubiquitin carboxyl-terminal hydrolase 8. The transcript is spliced from 13 exons. Gene Ontology annotation, biological process: protein deubiquitination. NCBI's taxonomy places the organism in Eukaryota, Viridiplantae, Streptophyta, Magnoliopsida, Brassicales, Brassicaceae. The record is from RefSeq and is a predicted model, not a curated record. Bases 137 to 2755 code for a protein of 872 amino acids. Gene Ontology annotation, molecular function: cysteine-type deubiquitinase activity.
GAAAAAAAAAAAAUUGUUGGGCCAAAUCUCUCUAUUUUUCUUGCGUAGUAGAUGCUGAUUGUCUGAAUAAUAUCGGUCCUCCUCUCCAUAUCUCUCUGAGAAUCUUGUCUUUGCCAAUCCUGUGUGGAGAAGAACAAUGAGCGGGGCAUCGUCCGAGGAAUCUCCCGAUUCAACUCAGCGGAUCGAUUCAUUCAACGACGAGCAGAGAGUCUACUUCGUCCCCUUGAGGUGGUGGAAAGAUGCCCAAGAUUCAAUGUCUUCUGAAUCAGUUGAAAAAAGAGAGAUCUUGUAUACAGCCACAACUGGGUCGUCUUAUGGAGGCCCGAUGAAGUUGAUUAAUAACAUCUUUAACUCCGAUAUUUUGUUCGAUCUGAGGAGAGAAGGAGAUGCUUUACAGAACGGUGAAACGGGAGAAGCAAGCGUCUCAGGCAGGGAUUUUGCUUUGGUCUCAAGUGAUAUGUGGCUACAGGCUCUAAAAUGGCACCAUGAUGAUAAAAAUACUGAAAGAGGUGUAAAAAGUUUCUCAGCUGGAGGAGUUGACAGAGGUGAUGUUUAUCCAGUACAACUUAAGCUCUCCGUCUUGCAGGAAACCAAUUCACUAGCAGUUAAAAUUUGCAAAAAGGACAAUUCAGUUGAGUGCUUCAGAAGAGCAUGCAAGAUAUUCAGUUUGGAUUCUGAGCAGCUGCGCAUAUGGGAUAUUUCUGGCCAAACGACCAUGUUUUUCGAAAGUGAUGUGAACAAUUCCAAGGAUUGUCAACAACAAGCAGAUCAAGAAAUGCUCUUAGAGCUGCAGAUUUAUGGGUUAUCAGACUCUAUAAAAUUAAAGGAAUCGAAAAAAGAAGAUGGUUCCACACAGCAAACCAACGGAAUUGCCAAUGGCAUUAAUGGUGGCACAUCAUUCAGGUUUGGACGGAGUAAUUCUUUGAGCUUUUUGGGAAAAGCUGGAGAAGCGGGAACUUUGGGGUUGACAGGCUUGCAGAAUCUAGGAAAUACUUGUUUCAUGAACAGUUCCCUUCAGUGCUUGGCUCACACACCAAAGCUUGUUGACUUUUUUCUUGGAGAAUACAGUAGAGAAAUAAAUCUCGACAACCCAUUAGGAAUGAAAGGUGAGAUCGCCUUAGCUUUUGGUGACUUAUUAAGAAGUUUGUGGGCUCCAGGUGCAUCAACAGUGGCCCCAAGGACAUUUAAAGCAAAACUUGCUCGAUUUGCUCCUCAGUUUAAUGGCUUCAAUCAGCAUGAUUCGCAGGAACUUCUUGCUUUCUUGCUUGAUGGACUCCACGAGGACUUAAACCGUGUAAAGAACAAGCCUUAUGUGGAAGCAAAAGAUCGAGAUGGCCGUCCAGACGAAGAAGUAGCUGAUGAAUAUUGGAGAAAUCAUGUGGCUCGCAAUGAUUCAAUAAUUGUUGAUGUGUGCCAAGGCCAAUACAAGUCAACAUUAGUUUGUCCUAUUUGCAAAAAGGUUUCUGUUAUGUUUGAUCCAUUCAUGUACCUAUCGCUACCUUUGCCAUGCACGUCAAUGCGAACAAUGGAUUUAACAGUCAUGAGUGCUGAUGGUGGUAGUCUGCCUGUCUCAUUGACUGUCAACGUUCCCAAGUUUGGAAAAUUUGAAGAUCUUCAGAAGGCUCUUGUCACUGCCUGCUCUUUACCAUUGGAUGAGACUUUACUGGUUACUGAGGUAUACAACAAUCGGAUUCUUCGCUUCCUGGAGGAUCCUACAGAUUUAUUAACCUUGAUCAGGGAUGGUGACAAACUUGUUGUAUAUCGGUUAAAGAAAGACGCAAACAAUUCUCCUUUGAUUGUGUUUAUGCAUCAGAAACUGGAAGAGCAGUUCAUCUGUGGAAAAUCAAGCCCAACUUGGAAGGCAUUUGGAAUCCCCUUGGUCUCGAGGCUUAGUGAUGUGGAGAAUGGAUUUGAUGCUGAGAGCCUGUACUUGAAGUUGCUUAGUUCAUUUAAGAUGCCUACUGAAUUCUUCACAGAGAAUCUUGAAAAUCCGAUUGAAGAAGAAGCCACAGAUAAAGCAGGUACCGAUGGUACUACUUCGGUUGAGGAUUCAAAUUCCAGUGAUGUGAAGGAGACUACUGAGUCUCUUCCAGACCCUGUGUUGAGGCUUUACCUAACCGACGACAGAGGAAACUCAAUAGAAUCUGAAAUAUUGAAAGAAAAGCCAGUAAAUAUUAAAUCCAAAAGGGUGAAUGUGCUUGCACGUUGGCCAGUAAAAGAGCUAGACGCUUAUGAUACUUGUCUUCUGAGUUCCUUACCUGAGGUUACAAAAUUUGGAACUAAGAGACCCCAGGAAUCUGUUUCGCUUUACAAGUGCCUUGAAGCAUUCUUGACGGAGGAGCCUCUUGGUCCUGAUGACAUGUGGUAUUGUCCUGGCUGCAAAGAACACCGGCAAGCCAUUAAAAAGUUAGAUCUUUGGAGGUUGCCAGAGAUCUUGGUUAUUCAUCUCAAGAGGUUUUCUUAUAGCCGGUUUAUGAAGAACAAGCUGGAGGCCUAUGUGGACUUCCCGCUAGAUGAUCUUGAUCUAUCAAGCUACAUCUCCUACAAGAAUGGGCAGACGACUUAUCGUUACAUGCUCUAUGCUAUUAGCAAUCACUAUGGGAGCAUGGGAGGUGGUCAUUACACUGCAUAUGUCCACCAUGGAGGUGAUCGAUGGUAUGACUUUGAUGAUAGCCAUGUUCACCAAAUCAGCCAAGAAAAGAUCAAGACCUCAGCUGCUUACGUUCUGUUCUAUAAACGUCUAGUAGAAGGCUAAUGAAUCAGAAGCGGAAAAGACAAGAAAGAGGUAUGUGCAGUUUUGCCACUGUAAAGGGUAGCUUAUUUAAAAGCUGAUCCUUAUUCACUACAAGAUCAAGAUCAAAGCAGCUCUGUAUUGAGGCUGAUUUACAGGAUAGAAAGCGAGAGAGAGAGAGAGAGAGAUUAGAGAAGAAGAGCAGAAGCCCGAGAGGACAUGUUGCGGGGCAUUCAUUUUAUUUAUACAAAAAUUGGUGUCUGAUUAUUUCAUUUAACUAUAUUUAAGCUAGAGUAGACGAAUAGAGAAAUGCUUUUGAACAAAACCCUUGCGGGAUAUGUUUUAACUGUUGUUUAGUUUUUGUGUGUCAGUUGGCUCUUGACCAAGAAGAUUAAAGAAGCAUCUACUUUCUCAACUGAUUAUUU